CGUUAACUUUUUGAUAGCUUUGAGGAUAAUUGAAGGAGUAUGCGAGGGUGCGUCAUAUCCAUCCAUGCAUGCACUUUGGGCCAAAUGGGCUCCUCCAGCAGAAGCGAGUGGUUUAUUGACAAUAUCAUUCACUGGAGGUUACAUAGGAGCGCUAAUUUCCAUGCCCGUAUGUUCUUUGAUAGCAACGACUAUAGGCUGGGAGAGUAUCUUUUAUAUCACAGGAGCUCUGGGUUUCGAUCUCAAUGCUACGGGAAUCAAUUCUGCCUUGCCGUAUUUAGCAAUCGCUAUAGCAACACCUCUAUGCGGACAAUUAGCAGACUGGCUGAUAUCUAAAAAGAUAUUCUCGGUAGUUCAAGUACGAAAACUUUGCACGAUAGUGGGAUUUACUGGCCAAACAAUAUUUCUGUUGAUGGCAGCAUUUUUUGCGUCCCCACUAGAAUCAACUAUUUUUUUCAUACUAGCUGUAGGUUGUGGAGGCGCAUCUUUGAGUGGAUUCAGUGUCAAUGUGUUAGAUAUUGGACGAAAAUACGCUGCCAUUAUUUUUGGAUUCAGUAACACGAUAGCCUGUAUUCCUGGUAUUGUGAGUCCUAUAAUAGCAGGUUAUAUUGUGAGAGAUGAGACAAAUGCAGAUCAAUGGCGGAUAAUCUUCUACAUAUCUUGUGGAGUAUACGUAUCGGCUACUAUGUUUUACGUAUGUUUUGCAUCGGGUCAAACAGAACCGUGGAGUGAAGAAUCCGAAAUCACCAGUGUUGGUUCUGAACAAUGUCAAAGUAGUGAUAAUACCACUACUAGACAUUAACGUGACUUAGUGUUUUCAUACAAUAAAAACAAAAAUCAGUGUUA
This is a messenger RNA of Leptinotarsa decemlineata (Colorado potato beetle), 843 nucleotides long. RefSeq names its product sialin. Gene Ontology annotation, molecular function: transmembrane transporter activity. The record is from RefSeq and is a predicted model, not a curated record. Gene Ontology annotation, cellular component: membrane. NCBI's taxonomy places the organism in Eukaryota, Metazoa, Arthropoda, Insecta, Coleoptera, Chrysomelidae. Gene Ontology annotation, biological process: monoatomic anion transport; transmembrane transport.